Cuscuta campestris is the source of this 3718-nucleotide messenger RNA. The record is from the annotation of a GenBank genome assembly. NCBI's taxonomy places the organism in Eukaryota, Viridiplantae, Streptophyta, Magnoliopsida, Solanales, Convolvulaceae.
GAGAGGAGAGGAGAGAAGUAGUCGGAACCCUAGUCCAUGAAACAUCUGAAAACAAGCUCCGUCCCCAAAUUCCCGAACAGAUCACAGAUCUGAGAGUGUGGAGCUGCUUCUCGUCCUCUCCAUUUUUUCCGGUAAAUUAUUCACCUUUUUCCCGCGCAUAACGCCACACCUCUCUCUCUGUUAGCGCCACCGGAGCUCCGGGCGUCUCCUCGACGUACGCCGCCGCGUUGAGUUUCAUAUACAUGUCCGAGGUGUGUCCCUAUAGCGUCCCAUUGUCCGAAAAGCUAUCCUUCACCAGGUUCUGUGUACCCCUGCUUCAUAGGUGAUGGCGGGUCUGAAUUGUUUAAUUUCGAGUACAGGAGAGGCAGAUUUUGAUAGAGUAUAUUAGAGCAGCAUGGCCCAGCAGCAGCCAUCGUCGCGACUCAAUCGUCUGCUAACGUUAUUGGACACUGGGUCCACCCAAGCAACAAGAUUAACAGCAGCCAGACAGAUAGGAGAAAUAGCCAAAUCACAUCCUCAAGACUUGAACUCUUUGUUAAGUAAGGUUUCACAAUAUCUACGAAGCAAAAAGUGGGACACCAGGGUUGCUGCAGCUCAUGCCAUUGGGGCAAUAGCAGAGAAUGUUAAACAUACAUCUCUGGCUGAUGUUUGCGAUUCUAUUGAGAAGAAACUGGUAGAAGCUGGGAUUUCUGGUCCAGUUGAAGAUUUAGUAGCAUGGUCUAAAUGUAAUCCUAAAUUUCCUGGAGGCACUUCUUUUGGAAGUUUUGAUUUGAACAAAGUAUUGGAGUAUGGUGCUCUAUUGGCAUCUGGGGGGCAGGAAUAUGAUGUUCCUGCUGACAACAGUAAAAACACAAAGGAGAGAUUGGCUCGACAAAAACAAAACCUGCGACGAAGAUUGGGUCUAGAUGUGUGUGAGCAGUUUAUGGAUGUUAGUGAAAUGAUAAGAGAUGAGGACCUUGUGCUUCAAAGAGUUAAUUCACCUGUUACUAGCCUUUCUUCUCAAUAUUAUUCACCAAGGCCCCAGGUUAAUCUUCGGCAUUAUGUUUCAAAUAUCGUGCCAAGUGGCAAAACUCGACGGCCAAGCGCAAGGGAAUUAAAUCUAUUAAAGAGAAAAGCAAAGAUUAGUUUGAAAGACCAGACAAUAGGGUGGACCAAGGAUGGAGAGUUAGAUGCUCCACCUCCACAAGAUAUGACUUCGCCAAGGGGCAUCCAUUCUGAUGCAGUGGUCUCUGCUAAGAUGCUGGAUAGUGUGUCUGAUGAAGAGGGCUCGGAGAGUGAUGGGGAUUGGUGUUGGCCGUUUCAAAGUUUUGUUGAACAGCUCAUGCUUGAUAUGUUUGAUCCUUUGUGGGAGGUUCGUCAUGGAAGUAUCAUGGCAUUGAGAGAGAUAUUAACUCAUCAAGGUGCAAAUGCAGGAGUUGUUGUGCCUGAUACCACCUGUGAUGUUCGUUUAGAUUCUAUUAUUAAAGAUAAGGUUCUUGAAAAGCAGGAAAGUGGAAUUGAUUUGAAUUUACAAGUUCCCCUUCACGAGUCAGGACCAGCUUUCAAGAAGCCUAAGAUUCAAGAUGCAUCACCUGUAGAAAUGGAUGCAAUGUCCUCUCUCAGUAGUUUGAGUAAUAAUAAUAUUCCAGCAAAAGCCGAGAAUGCUGUAAUGAAUAUUCCUGUAAGGCAGGAGAAUGGUGAAUGCAGUACUGGUCAUGUUAAGAUGGAGGCCCAAGCUUACCCUAAUUGCAAAAGCUCCGAUGAUACGAUGGAGGCAAAGGGAUCUUUUGAGCACAGUAUAUCAUUGGAAAAGAUUGAUAUGUCAAGAAGCCUUACUGGAAACUGUGAGCUGAUGAACAUGGUGAAAUUGGCAAGACAUUCUUGGUUUAAAAAUUCUGAAUUUCUUCAAGACUGUUCAAUUCGAUUCUUGUGUGUAUUGUCACUGGACCGUUUUGGAGACUAUGUUUCUGAUCAAGUUGUUGCACCUGUUCGAGAAACAUGUGCUCAAGCAUUAGGUGCCGUGCUUAAGUAUAUGCAUCCUACUUUUGUGUAUGCGACACUAAAUAUCUUGCUACAAAUGCAGAAUAGACCUGAGUGGGAGAUUCGUCAUGGUAGCCUCUUGGGCAUCAAGUAUCUUGUUGCUGUGCGCAAGGAAAUGCUUAAUGAUUUGCUUGGCUAUGUUCUCCCAGCAUGUAAACGUGGGCUUGAGGAUGCAGAUGAUGAUGUUCGAGCAGUGUCAGCAGAUUCUUUAAUACCAACUGCAACCGCCAUUGUUUCCUUAAAAGGCCAAAUCUUGCAUACUAUUGUUAUGCUACUCUGGGAUAUUUUACUUGACCUCGAUGAUUUGAGCCCAUCCACCAGCAGUGUUAUGAACUUAUUGGCGGAAAUUUACUCUCAAGAACGGAUGAUUUCAAAGACGUACGAGAACCUGCCAUCACUUGGGAACCAAGAAAUCAAUCUCAAUGAAAGUGGUUACAAAGAUUAUAUUAGUGAAGGGACUAGCUCUUUAGAGAACCCUCAUAUGAUGUCAAUUCUGGCACCAAGAUUAUGGCCAUUCAUGAGACAUAGUAUCACGUCUGUCCGCUAUGCAGCCAUUCGUACUUUGGAGCGUUUGCUGGAAGCUGGGUUCAAGAGGAGCUUAUCUGAAGUGUCUAGUUCCUUCUGGCCCUCAGUUAUCCUUGGUGAUACCCUUCGAAUUGUUUUUCAGAAUUUAUUGCUUGAAUCAAAUGAAGAGGUUGUGCAGUGCUCAAGGAGAGUCUGGGGGCUUCUUCUCCAGUGCACAGUGGAUGACUUAACAGUUGCUGUGAAGGCAUACUUUUCCUCUUGGAUAGAGUUAUCAAGUACUCCUUUUGGUUCACCAUUGGAUACUACAAAAAUGUUUUGGCCUGUGGCCCUUCCUCGCAAAAGUCACUUCAAGGCAGCUGCUAAGAUGAGAGCUGUGAAGCCAGAAUGUGACCCCUAUAAUAACAUUUGCUUUAGUUCAGUAGAUUCUACUAGUCUUCAGGAUAAAAAUGGUUAUACCUCCACUCACAUUGGAAAGAUAGUUGUUGGUGGCGAUGCAGACUUGUCAGUUACCCAAACGCGAGUUGUCACUGCCACAGCAUUAGGAGUUUUAGCUUCUAAAUUGGAUGACGCUUCUCUUCAAUAUGUUGUGGACCCAUUGUGGAAGGGACUUGCCUCUUUUUCUGGAGUUCAAAGACAGGUAGCUUCAGUGGUACUGAUUUCAUGGUUCAAGGAGUUGAAAUUAAUGGACAAAUUGAAGUCUGAGGGGGUUAUUGCCUGCAUUUCCAUUAAUUUUGGGGAAAGGUUGUUAGAUUUGUUAUCUUGCACAAACCAGGCAUUCCCAUCUAAAGAUUCAGCUCUUCCAUAUGCCGAACUUUCUAGGACAUACGAGAAAAUGCGCAAUGAGGCUCGUCAGCUGUACCAUGGUACAGAGGCAUCUGGCAUGUUUACAGAUGUAUUGUCAUCCACUAAUCUUGAACUGGAAAGUUUGAGUGUAGAUGAUGCUGUGAGUUUUGCAUCUAAACUUUCCUUUUUGAACAAUAUAAUCACCGGGGAAGAGUCUACAGGACAGAACAUGUUUGAUGAAUUGGAGUCGUUGAAGCAAAGAGUUUUGACAACUGGUGGAUAUUUGAAGUGUGUUCAGGUAUAGUCUGGGUUCAUCCUUAAAUCUUUGAAUGUUCUUCAAUAAGAACUGCUCCUAUGCUUGUUUUUAGGUGAGUAAAGGUAGUCAUUCGUU